Molecule: messenger RNA, 455 nt
Organism: Anthonomus grandis grandis
Lineage: Eukaryota; Metazoa; Arthropoda; Insecta; Coleoptera; Curculionidae
Product: defensin-like
Exons: 2
Coding region: 75-332 (85 amino acids)
Biological process (GO): defense response to bacterium; humoral immune response
Source: RefSeq, a predicted model, not a curated record
UGAGUAUAGAGGACAUGGCAGUUGAGCAAAAUUGAUUUUAGUAUUAAGUGAUCUUCAGUAAAAGAACUAUAAGAAUGUUCAAAUCAGUAGCUUUUGCUUUCGUUAUUGUUGCUUUUUUGGCAGUAAGCAGCUAUAGUGCUCCCCCUGUGGAAGAUAACGUUUAUCCAGAUACUGAGUCUCAUUUGAGGGUACGUAGAGCAACCUGCGAUCUUGGUAGCUUGUCAAUAUUUGGAGUUCAAUUAAACCAUGCAGCUUGUGCAGCUCAUUGUAUUGGACAUGGCAAUCGUGGAGGUUAUUGUAAUGGACAAGCCGUUUGCACGUGCAGAAAUUAAAUUUUGAUUUUGUUAAAAAGAACAAAUAUGUGUAUAAAAGUUUAAAUUAUUUAUAAAUGACAUUAUAAUUAAUAAUCACAAUUUUAAAUUUUAUAUUAAUAAAUUAGUAUAUGGUCAGCUUUA